Parnassius apollo (apollo) is the source of this 564-nucleotide messenger RNA. The record is from the annotation of a GenBank genome assembly. Lineage: Eukaryota; Metazoa; Arthropoda; Insecta; Lepidoptera; Papilionidae.
AUGAAACCAAGUAAUAAAGGUGCCCGAUUAAAGUUGGUGAGCGACAAGCCGCUCUCGAGAAAAUUCUUCCAUCAAUGUAAGAAGCGUCAUCGGAAGACUUUUGGACUGGCUGAUGAUGAAGAAGAAGAAGCCGACUGUCCAGCAUUUAAAAACAAGCAAACCUUCCAAGAGCAUGAUGCAUGCUGGUUCAGCGCUUUCGUGGAAAGCAUUCUAAAGCAGAUAGAAGAGAUUAUUAAAAUACAGUACAGUACCAACAGUACAGUACAGUACCAACAGUACAGUACAGUACCAACAGUACAGUACAGUACCAACAGUACAGUACAAUACCAACAGUACAGUACAGUACCAACAGUACAGUACAGUACCAACAGUACAGUACAGUACCAACAGUACAGUACAGUACCAACAGUACAGUACAGUACCAACAGUACAGUACAGUACCAACAGUACAGUACAGUACCAACAGUACAGUACAGUACCAACAGUACAGUACAGUACCAACAGUACAGUACAGUACCAACAGUACAGUACAGUAAAAACAGUACAGUACAGUACCAACAGUAG